This is a messenger RNA of Saccostrea cuccullata (small rock oyster), 2014 nucleotides long. RefSeq names its product zinc finger protein 596-like. The record is from RefSeq and is a predicted model, not a curated record. Lineage: Eukaryota; Metazoa; Mollusca; Bivalvia; Ostreida; Ostreidae. The transcript is spliced from 3 exons. The coding region runs from base 807 to 1445 and encodes 212 amino acids.
UCCAAAACUACACACACCUUUGCCCCCCCCCCUUGCACAGACUGAACAAGGUGAUUGGGACUGCUUUAGCAUCAACAUCACACAUUAGAAGCAAUAAAGAAAAGUUGAACAACUAUAUGGACAGAAUGACAGAAAAAAGAAUGAUGAGAAGAACAAUAGGCAUAUGAAGACACAAACUGGUGACAGAAUUAUGCAUAUUAUAUUUGUCAGCGGAAAAUCAGAAAAAAAAUCAGAAUUAAAGGUACAUUUAUGGAGGCACAAAAGUGAUCAACAAAGGCUUUAUAAUUAAGCACAUGACUCUUUAGAAGAUCCAAGGUCACUUAGAAUUGAAAAAAAAACUUUCAAAGAAUAAUGAAACUUGCAAUUGAGUCAGAUCACAUGGAGAGUCCAAAUAACACUACUCUGGAAAAGGCCUUACACCAAUGUGAUGUUUGUGGGAAGAUUUUUAAAAAAUCAAGAUCUUUACAGUUACACAGGAGGGUGCAUGCAAGUGAAAAAUCUCAUAAAUGUGACACAUGUGGAAAAGCAUUCAGUGAAAUACUGCAUUUGAAGGGACAUAUGAAGACAAAGUUAAGAGUCCUGUAACCAAAGUUAAUUGUGAUAAGUGUGGAAAGUCCUUUGGAAACCCAAAAUAUUUACAGAAGCACAUGAAGAGACAGAUAUGCGAGGAGAUUUUGAAAAAACGUAAAUGUAAAAAUCCAUUUGUUGAUAUAUGCAGGAUGGUCAAUUACCAAAGUGGGCAGACUGAUAAACCAGUAAGAAUUUCUAUUUAAAGAAGAUCCUCUCUGUGCGAAGUAUGUGGAAAGAUGGCCGCCUGUCUGGAAAGACACAUGAGCAUACACACAACAGAGAAACUGUACACAUGUAAUGUGUGUAAGAAAGCCUGCAGUGUAAAAUCCACAUUGCCUGCAAAUACAGGGGCCCAUAUAUGUAAGAAACCCUAUAAUUGUGAAGUGUGUAGGAAAAUAUUCAACCUUCCAGGACAGAAAAAGACAAAUAAAGGACCUUUUCUGUGUAGUUUGUGUGGAAAGUCAUACACACACUCACAUAACUUACACAACCACAAAAGGACACAUACUGGUGAAAGACCAUAUAAAUGUGAUGUGUGUGGUAAAUCUUUUACAAUAUUGUCUAUCUUAAAGGUACACAAGCGGACACAUACUGGUGAAAGACCAUAUAAAUGUGAUGUGUGUGGGAAGGCAUUUAUCAUUUCAAAUGAUUUAAAGUAUCACAAAACAUCACACACUGGUGAAAAACGUCAUAAAUGUGUUGUAUGUAAGAAGGCAUUUACCCGACCAUCGUCAUUGAAACUUCACAUUAGGAUACAUACAGGGGAAAACCCUUAUAAAUGUAAUAUUUGUGGAAAGACAUUCAGCAGCCAAUCAUAUUCCUUAAAGGGACACAUGAUGAGAAGACAUAAUGGUAAAAUGAACUCAAAAAUGUGAUGUGUGUAAACAAAAAAAAAGAUUUUACCAAAUAUAUGCUGUACAGAAACACGAGAGGUCAAAAAUUUUACAGAUGAAAAAAAAAACUAAUACUAGUAACUGCUCAUAACAUUUGAUAGUUGAGGAGACCUGGAUCAAUCAUCAUGAAUGUGUGUGAGAUGGCAUUCUCAAAUAUUUUACCAAUGUAUACUGAACAGACACAGGAGGACACAUACUUUUACGAAAACACAAAAACAUGAUAGAAGUGAAUAGUGUUAGACGGCACACACGUGAUGAAAUCACACACAUGAUCAAAUCACACACGUGAUCAAAUCAGACAAAGCAAUCGUACCUUGAAAAUGUAAUGUAUUGGAAGGCUUUCCCUUUUUAGAUUCUAUAAAAAAGCAUCCGAGAAGAUAUACUGGUGAUCGAUAAAUUUUAUGCUUAAAUCAAUUUCUUAAUUUACAUGCAUGUACCUGAAAUGUAAUGUUUGAAAAAAUAUAUAUAGUAUAUAUAGCAUAUUUUUGAAAAAAUAAUAUCCGAUAAUUGUAGAAUUUCAAAGAAAUAAAGUACAAGUGUAUGGAACUAAA